GUCUGACAUCAGGGAAGUAGGUGAACUAGCAAAUGUGACUGGACCAACAAAGAGGAAUGUUGUUCAAGCAGUGGGUCGAAUUUAUGAUCCUCUAGGAAUACUUACACCUAUUACCAUACGUCUUAAGAUCUUUCUCCAGGAGCUUCACAAGUCAAGGAUAGGGUGGGAUCAACAGCUGACUGGAGACUUGCUAGACAGGUGGAUGGAAAAUACUAGUUAGUGAAUUGAGAAGAUCCAACCCCAUUGAAAUACCAAGAUACUAUUUUAAGGGAUCUGGGGGGGAAUGUGCUAUAAAGUUAUAUCAAUUAUGCGGAUUUUGUGAUGCAUCUGCGAAGGCAUACGCAGCGGUAGUCUAUUUGUUGACUAUGACUGAUACAGGUACCAGGUGCAUCCUGAUGUCAUCGAAGACAAGAGUUGCUCCAACUUCACAGCAGACAAUUCCGAGGUUGGAACUAUUAUCAGCAUUGUUACUUGCAAGAUUGAUGGCCAGCAUCAGCAAAAAUCUUGAGAAAACUCUAGAGAAACCAAUCUGUUACAUGGACUCUAAGGUGGCACUUUACUGGAUACUGGGACUGAAUAAGGAUUGGAGGCCAUUUGUGCAGCAUCACGUUGAGAAAAUUAGGAGGUUAAUUCCAUCAACAUGUUGGAGGCACUGCCCAGGCAUGGUCAACCCUGCUGACUUACCUUCUAGGGGUCUCAAACCAGAUGAGCUGGAGAAGAACAAGGAUUGGUUCAAGGGACCUGACUGGUUAACUACAGAUCUGAAUGGUGAGAAGGCGAGUUUUGAGGAUAUGCCAAGUGAAUGUAUACAAGAGCUGAGAGCUUGUGAGAAGAAAACACUUGGAAUGAUAGUAGCAGCUAGUGGAUUGUCUCAAAUUAUAAACAUACAGAAGUAUAGCUGCUUGGGAAGGGUGUUGCGUGUCACGUGCCACAUGUUAACGUUCAUUGCAAGGCUAAGGCGAAUGACUGCAUCCACUGUAAUGCUACAAGCAGAGGUCUUGUGGCUACGUGAAGUACAAUCAUCAUUUCAGACUGAGAGAAAGUUUUCAGACUGGAAGGUGCAACUUGGACUGUUUUCAGACCAGAAUGGACUUUGGAGAUGCAGGGGAAGAAUUCAAAACGCGAAUGCGCGAUACGAAAUAAAGCAUCCAAUAUUGCUACCUGCGGGAAACUAUUUUACGUUGCUUGUGAUACGGGAAGCACAUGAGAUAGUCUUCCACAGUGGGGUCAAACAGACACUCACUGAGCUCAGAUCUAAAUACUGGAUUGUUCGAGGGAGGUCAGUAGUCAAGAAGAUGAUUUACAGAUGUGUUACUUGUCGCAGAUUUGAAGCAAGGCCUUAUAAGGCCCCAGAUCCACCUCCACUGCCUCGCAUCCGAGUUGAGGAAGCACCACCAUUUACAUACACAGGGGUGGACUUUGCAGGUCCCAUCUACACGAAGGAUGGGACUGGUAAAGUGUGGGUUACUUUGUACACUUGUUGUGUAACACGAUGCAUACAUCUCGAUCUUGUUGUUAAUUUGUUUGCUAGUUCUUUUAUUAGGUCACUCAAGAGGUUCACCUCCAGGAGAGGAAUACCACACAAGUUCAUUUCGGAUAAUGGAAAGACGUUCAAGGCUACAGCUAAGAAGAUCAAGAAGAUCAUGAACCAUCCUGAGGCGAUUGAUUACGUUAAUGAAUCCAAAACCGAGUGGCUGUUCAACAUUGAAAGAGCUCCAUGGCGUUCUGAGUACCUACUUGAGCUCAGGGAACAGCACCGAUACUCUAAGGGAGACAACGCUGGAGUUGAAAUAAAGGUUGGAGAUAUUGUCAUCGUGAAGAGCAAUGAGAAACGUCAUGGAUUCUGGAAUUUGGGUAAGGUGGAGUCUAUCAUACCAGAAAGAGAUGGAUUGAUUAGAGGAGCAACAGUUAGAGUUGCUACUGGAGGAAGAAAAUCAACAUUGUUGAACCGUCCAGUUCAACAUUUGUACCCAAUGGAAAUUAACCACCAAGAAGAGGAGAGCUCACAAGAUCAACCACGAGAAAGUCAAGAUCACAAGGAAACUGCGAGACCCAGAAGGGCAGCAGCAUUUGAAGCUCGUGAUCGUAUCAUAGCUCAAACACUUGAUGACUGA
Molecule: messenger RNA, 2114 nt
Organism: Amphimedon queenslandica
Lineage: Eukaryota; Metazoa; Porifera; Demospongiae; Haplosclerida; Niphatidae
Exons: 2
Coding region: 366-2114 (582 amino acids)
Molecular function (GO): nucleic acid binding
Source: RefSeq, a predicted model, not a curated record